Molecule: messenger RNA, 1854 nt
Organism: Hibiscus syriacus
Lineage: Eukaryota; Viridiplantae; Streptophyta; Magnoliopsida; Malvales; Malvaceae
Product: probable protein phosphatase 2C 15
Exons: 9
Coding region: 371-1678 (435 amino acids)
Biological process (GO): protein dephosphorylation
Molecular function (GO): protein serine/threonine phosphatase activity
Source: RefSeq, a predicted model, not a curated record
CGCGUCGAGUUUCCAGAGUUAGAUUUAUUUCUUCUUCAUUGUUUUUUUUUUUGUUUGCAUAGUGUAGCAACCAGAUCUGCAUUUUGAGUUUUGUACGAAACGCAAAACCAAACAUUCUUCGCUGGUAUUUAGGAAUAUUAAGUGUCUUUAUUUCUGCUUAAUGAUCUGCAUUUUGGGUGUGGAUUUGUUGCUUUCACCGGAUCUUGUGCUGACAUUUUCUUUUCUUUUCUUCUUUUAGAAUUAAGUGAUUCGGAAGAAGGAAGCUUGUUGUUUUGAGAUUUGUAGGGAUAUUGUUCUUUGUGAAUUUGUGAUUUGAUUAGCUUUAAUGGGUUGUUGAGUUUGGGGAGCAUUAACCUUGGAGUGGUGGGCUAUGGCAUCUAGAGAAGGCAGGCGUCGUGGUCAUGAGCUGGUGCCUCUGGCAGCAUUGAUAAGCAGGGAGAUGAAGAACGAGAAGAUGGAGAGGCCGAGUGUGCGAUACGGCCACUCGGCUCAGUCUAGGAAAGGAGAAGAUUAUUUCUUGGUUAAAACGGAUUGUCAUCGAGUACCCGGCAAUCCUUCGUCUACCUUCUCGGUUUUCGCGAUCUUCGAUGGGCACAAUGGUAAUGCUGCAGCGAUUUAUACGAUGGAGCAUCUUUUGAAUCAUGUACUGAGUGCUGUUCCUCGUGGCCUUGGACGGGAGGAGUGGUUUCAAGCUUUGCCUCGAGCAUUAGUUGCCGGAUUUGUGAAGACCGACAAGGAAUUCCAGAGUAGAGGAGAAACAUCGGGUACUACUGCUACAUUCGUUAUAGUUGAUGCGUGGACGGUGACUGUUGCUUCCGUUGGGGAUUCUCGUUGUAUUUUAGAUACCCAGGGUGGUGGAAUCUCCACCUUAACCGUUGAUCACAGACUUGAAGACAACGUCGAAGAGAGGGAACGCGUAACUGGUAGCGGAGGUGAAGUUGGGAGGCUUAGCAUUGCUGGUGGUGCUGAGAUUGGUCCUCUUCGAUGUUGGCCGGGAGGUUUAUGCCUUUCUAGGUCAAUAGGAGAUAUGGAUGUUGGAGAGUUUAUAGUUCCCGUACCAUAUGUAAAGCAAGUAAAGCUGUCAAAGGCUGGCGGGAGGCUUAUAAUUGCUUCGGAUGGCAUUUGGGACGCCUUAUCAUCGGAAAUGGUUGCUAAAUCUUGUCAUGGAUUACCGGCUGAACUUGCCGCUAGACAAGUUGUUAAGGAAGCAUUAAGGUCACGAGGGUUAAAGGAUGACACAACUUGCAUCGUUGUUGACAUAAUUCCCCCUGAAAAUCCACCACCGCCUUCUCCUCUUCCCAAAAAGCCAAAUAAACUGAGAGCUUUUUUAUUCCGAAGCAAGUCUCAUGAUUCCGCCAAUAAAUUAGCAAAGAAGCUUUCAGCUGUUGGUACAGUAGAAGAGUUGUUUGAAGAAGGCUCAGCAAUGCUUGCUGAAAGACUAGGAAACGAUGAGUGGGUGGGGCAAACGACAUCGGGUAUAUUCACAUGUGGCGUGUGCCAAGUGGACCUUACUCUGAGUGAAGGCAUUUCGGUUCAUGCAGGUUCCAUAUUCUCGAGUUGCCGCAAUAAAAAGGAUGCCAUGGAAGUUUAUGCAACUUGUAACAAUGGCGAGCAGGAUUGUUUGGGUCAGAGAACCGGACUGUAUACCGACCCACAGGCCGACCCCUUUCAACUGUAGCCAGAAGGCAAGGGUGGCGGGGACAGGUAUUCCGACAAGAUAAAAUGCUGCAAGGUUAACAUAAGCUCCUACAUGCUGCCAUCCAUAUCCCCUUGCAACACCUGAUCCAAAGCAUGUAACCAUUUAUAAGACUACCACUAUUAACAUUCAUCUCCUUGGAAAUAUAUUUUAAUUCU